GCUCUUCGUGUUUACGCUUUUCUGAAUUUCCUGAAAUAUUUAAGAAAUACCGCUAAAGCAGCUAGCUUGUACGAGUGAACAGCAAAUUUUCUAUAUGUGGUAUCGCGAAAAGUGUUAAUCAUCAACGAUCUGGCUCAAAUAUGGGUACCGCAGAGUGGGACAGUUUACGGAAACAGGCGCGGCAUUUGGAGAACGAUAUCGAUUUGAAGCUAAUCGCGUUCAACAAGGUCGGAGUCGGUGCUGCUAGCGGAGGAACUUCGACUGCGGCCGGCUCCUCGGACACGUCGCCGCUCCUGGGAGAUCAUGUUUUCGAAACCCUAUCGAUAGAGAUAGAACAGAUGCUGGACAAAUUAUCAAAUAUUAACGAAAAAAUGGCAGAACUUCCAGCCAACGGCACGGCCGUUAUGCAUGUACUGCAAAGGCACCGCGAGAUAUUGCAUGGAUACCGACAGGAGUAUCUGAAGAUUCAGGCUAACCAUACGACACGCAUCGAACGGGAGGAACUAUUGCGAGGCUCUGGUUUGGGAAAUUCAACCAUAGGCUCUCCUUCUACUUCCGGGCUUAGCAGAAGAGACAUGUACCUGAAGGAGAACACACAUCUUCACAAUUCGAGCUCCUUGGUAAAUGACCAGAUUAGUAUAGCGAUGGAAACGAAGGAACAUUUGUCUUCGCAACGACAGCAUUUGAAGCGCUUCCAAACGCGAAUGCACGAUAUAUCCAAUAGAUUCCCUAUGAUAUCUAGUUUGAUUCAACGCAUCAAUAUUAGGAAGCGGAGAGAAUCGCUCAUACUUGGUGCAGUAAUAGCAGUUUGUACGAUUCUAUUAUUGUUAUACGCAUUUAAUUGACUAGGUGGAAGCAUAUCCGUUACAAACAAGGAAUUGGAAUAACAGGCAAACUAAAAAGAAGUUGCUUGUGAAGCAUAUGCGUUCCUUUUUUAUUUCUAACAGAAAGUGGAAUGAGCAAAGAUACGAUUCAAGAGAAACAAUAAUAUCUGUACAGACUAUUAGCCAAGGCAAAUAAAAUAUGUGAUAUAA
Anopheles darlingi is the source of this 1034-nucleotide messenger RNA. RefSeq names its product Golgi SNAP receptor complex member 1 (gene Gos28). Gene Ontology annotation, cellular component: Golgi medial cisterna; Golgi membrane; SNARE complex. The record is from RefSeq and is a predicted model, not a curated record. The coding region runs from base 141 to 845 and encodes 234 amino acids. The transcript has 4 exons. NCBI's taxonomy places the organism in Eukaryota, Metazoa, Arthropoda, Insecta, Diptera, Culicidae. Gene Ontology annotation, molecular function: SNAP receptor activity. Gene Ontology annotation, biological process: vesicle fusion; endoplasmic reticulum to Golgi vesicle-mediated transport.